AUGCUCCGGACGCAGUUCCUCUGGUGGCACCUGCUGGCUCUGUUUUGCCUCCCUUUUUGCCUGUGUCAAGAUGAGUACAUGGAGUCUCCACAAACCGGAGGUCUGCCUCCUGACUGCAGCAAGUGUUGCCAUGGUGACUAUGGCUUCCGAGGCUACCAGGGACCUCCCGGGCCUCCAGGCCCUCCAGGCAUUCCAGACAAGAUUGCAUUCAUGGCUUCUCUUGCAACUCACUUCAGCAACCAGAACAGUGGGAUUAUCUUCAGCAGCGUUGAGACCAACAUUGGAAAUUUCUUUGAUGUCAUGACUGGUAGAUUUGGAGCUCCAGUAUCAGGUGUGUAUUUCUUCACCUUCAGCAUGAUGAAGCAUGAGGAUGUUGAGGAGGUCUACGUGUACCUCAUGCACAAUGGCAACACUGUCUUCAGCAUGUACAGCUAUGAAACAAAGGGGAAAUCAGAUACUUCCAGCAACCAUGCUGUGCUGAAGCUGGCCAAAGGGGAUGAGGUUUGGCUGAGAAUGGGCAAUGGCGCUCUCCACGGGGACCACCAGCGCUUCUCCACGUUUGCCGGCUUCUUGCUCUUUGAAACGAAGUAA
Messenger RNA from Elephantulus edwardii (Cape elephant shrew), 591 nucleotides. RefSeq names its product C1q and tumor necrosis factor related protein 3 (gene C1QTNF3). Bases 1 to 591 code for a protein of 196 amino acids. Lineage: Eukaryota; Metazoa; Chordata; Mammalia; Macroscelidea; Macroscelididae. The record is from RefSeq and is a predicted model, not a curated record. Gene Ontology annotation, molecular function: protein binding. The transcript has 6 exons.